AUGUGCCUGGCUGCUGCCGCCGCGGCCCUUAGCUCCCCAAGAGCAGGCAGCCUGUCUCUGCCAGCACGACGCUUAUGCCACCUGCCUGCUGCCUGCUUGGGCUGCAGGGGCCCGCUGACCUUUGUGGAGUUUGUGCGGGACCUGCCGCCCCAUGUGGGCCCCGACCAGGCCAACGACGAGUACCGGCGGUACAUGGCUGACUGGUGGGGGGAUGCCAUCAAGGCGGAGUUUGAGCAGCGAAAGGGCGACCCGAUCCUGCGGCGGCAGUUUGACCCUCGGGAGAUCCGGCGCGUGGUGGAGCGGCGGGACCAGCUGGCGGCGGCGGCGGCUUCCGGCUUCGCCGAGGAGCUGGAAGCUGGGGGGGGCGGUGGCGCGAGUGUGGAGGAGGAGGGCGGGCCCGGGCCCGAGGGCUUCUCUGAUGCGGCGGCGGCAGACAGCGGCGGCGCGCGCGGCGGCGAGGAGGCGCCGCCGCCGGCGCUGGCGCCCGCGCUGUGCUGGCAGCCCGCCCAGCUGGCGGCUGACCUGGCGCUGGCGAAGCAGCUGGCGCGUGCGGCGGACAAGGAGAAGGGCGUGGCCGGCAACCCGCUGCUGCCGGCGGCCGCGGGCGGCGGCGGCGGCGAGGCGCAGGAGGGGGAGGCGGCGGCGGCGGCAGAGGGCGGCGCUGACAUGGACGCUGAGCUGUCGCCAGAGGAGACCGCCGCCAAGCUGGACCAGCUGCUGCGCUACCUGUGGCGCGUCCACGGCAUCGACUUUUAUGGCGGCAGGGAGUACUCUAAUCCCGCAGAGCCUGGCCGGGCGGCGGCGCGGCGCACGCUGCGCGGCCCCAAGCCCUCGGAUGCCGACCUGGCGGCCGCCGCAGAGGCAGAGGCAGAGGCGGAGGCAGAGAAGGCGGCGGCGGAGAAGGCGGCGCAAGCUGGCGAGGCGGCGGCGGGCGACGGCGAGGCGGGCGCGGCGGCAGGCGCCGCGGCGGGCGGCAACGCCGCGGCGGGGGAAGCCUCGGCUCCUGCCGAGGCCGCCGGCGGCGCCGCCGAGGCCGAGGCCGGCGCCGCGUCCCCGGCCGCCGCAGCGCCGGCUGCCGCCGCGUCGCCGACCGCCGCGGCGGCGGCCGGCAAGCAGGUGGCGGCGGCGCAGCAGCAGCAGCAGGGCGGCGGCGGCGGCAGCAGCGAGGAGGGUCGGGAGUAUGAGCGCCGCGUCACCGGCUUCUGGCGCUUCCGCCUGGACAAAGGCGACCCGCUGCUGCUGCCGCUGCAGCGCCAGCGGGUGGAGGAGGAGGUUGAGAGGUUUGUGCAGGCGCAGAUCAUCAAGAUUGACGACCAGAAGUGGGGCAACAAGCUGAGCCAGAAGCUGUUCAUGGGUCGUGAGUUUGUGGUCAAGCACAUCCGCAACAAGCACGGGCACGUGGUGGAGGCGGAGCGGGAGCGCAUACAGGAGGAGGUGUACUGGGAGAAUUUCAGGGCCUACAAGCAGGAGGAGCAGCGGCGGCAGGAGGAGGAGCAGGAGCGGGUGAUGGCAAGCAUGGGCGGCGGCGGCGGCGGCGGGCGCGGCAGGGGCCGCGGGCGCGGCAUUGGGCCGCUGGAACCUGCGGCGCUGCCCCUCAACCCAGGGAUGAUGAUGGCUCCCAUCAUUAUGCCCGCAGCAGGCGGCAUGGCCCCCAUGAUUCUGCCGAUGGAUGUGGUGAUGGGCAUGGGCAUGGGCGGCGGCGUGGGCGGCGCCCGCGGCGGCCGCGGCCGCGGCGGGCGCGGCGGCAUGGCGGGGCGCGGGCCCAAGGCGGGAUACUUUGACCUGGACGCCCCUCAGAACAACCGGGCUGUGCUGGACUACGGAGACCUGUAG
Chlorella variabilis is the source of this 1833-nucleotide messenger RNA. RefSeq lists its product as hypothetical. Gene Ontology annotation, biological process: primary miRNA processing; mRNA processing. The transcript is spliced from 11 exons. Gene Ontology annotation, cellular component: nuclear body. Bases 1 to 1833 code for a protein of 610 amino acids. Lineage: Eukaryota; Viridiplantae; Chlorophyta; Trebouxiophyceae; Chlorellales; Chlorellaceae. The record is from RefSeq and is a predicted model, not a curated record.